This is a messenger RNA of Quercus lobata, 3241 nucleotides long. RefSeq names its product nucleolin-like. Gene Ontology annotation, molecular function: RNA binding. The transcript has 11 exons. Lineage: Eukaryota; Viridiplantae; Streptophyta; Magnoliopsida; Fagales; Fagaceae. The record is from RefSeq and is a predicted model, not a curated record. The coding region runs from base 211 to 2883 and encodes 890 amino acids.
CAUUUCAUAACCUUUUCCAUCAAUCUACUACACGUCGCCCUCCCACUCUAUUUAUAACUCUACUCUCUUCCAACACUUCCAUCUUCGUUCAAAACCGUUAAAAAUAAACAAAAUUAAUUUUCUCAAUUUUUAUGAUUUUAUCUCUCUUCUACCUAGGGCUUCAGUUCAAUCCCAAUUUCGAUUGAGGUUUUCCAUAAUUUUUACACAGCAAUGAGAACUCGUAACUCGGAAACCCCCAAAUCGGCGGCGAAGAAAACCCCGCCGCCGAAGAAAUCCGCCUCCAAAUCGCCUCCCGAGUCGGCCGCCGCGGAAUCGGCGGCUACUACUCCGAAAACCGCCCAGACGGUGAAGCGGCCCUCCCCCGCCACCAAAGCCAAGCCGGUGAAGAAGAGCGACACCACUCCCAGUCUGAGCUCGGCGUCUGAUUCCAAGCCUGAACAAUCAACAAUAGUAGGUGAGGAGCCCAAAGCAUCAGCUGAUGCUGCUCAGGUGACAGCAGGGACGAAAGUUGUUAGAGUGACAAAAUCAGUAGCAAAGAGGACCCCGGGAAGAACUAAAACACCCACUUUGGUGAGAGCUGUUAUGGUGCAGACACCCAAUUCUGCUGAAUCUAUGAAGUCAAAUGUUGAAGAAUCUCAGGAGGAGGGAGAUGUAGUGAUUAUCAGUAAGGAGGAAUUUGUCGUUGAAAAUGUAGUGGAAUCUAGGAAGAAUGAAGAAACCUUGAUGGAAGUGGAAGAACCGGUUGUUGAACACAUUGAAGAAUCCGUGAGGAAGGAAGGAGCCAUUACGGAAGUAGUAGAACCUUUUGUUGUUGAAUGUGCUGGAGAAUCUGCACAGAAGGAACGAGUCACAGUGGAAUUGGAAGAACCUGCUGCUAAAAAUGUUGUUGAGGAGGAAAGCGUGAUGAAAGUGCAAGUAGCUUCUAUUGCAAAUGUUGUUGGUGAUUCUUCAAAGCAAGAAGAGCCUAUAGCUGAAGUAGUUGUGAAAUCAGUUGAGAAUGAGGAGACCACUGGUGCGGAGGAGGGGGAGGAAGUUAUGGAAAGAGGAAACGAUGAGGAAACAAAAGAUGCUGGAGAUAAGGAUGAACCCAAUGUUGAGCAUGUUAACAUGGAACAAAAUGUCAUAGAGAAGUUUGGAGGAAAACAUACUCAACCUGUAAAGGAGUAUGUGAUUGAUGAGGGAAUGGAGGAUUACAAUGAUAGAGUGGACCUUGGAGAACAUGGGGAGGAGGAACUUGUUGAGUAUGAUCCAGAGGAGCCUGUUGAGGAUGAUCUGGAGGAGCCUGUUGAGGAUGAUCGAGAGGAGCCUGCUGAAGAUACUGAGGCAUUGGAUGAAGAACACAGGGAAUUAAAUGCUGCUGCGAAGGAGCGUAAGAUUAAGAAAGAGCAUGAGAUAUUUGUUGGUGGGUUGGAUCGGGAUGCAGAGGAGGAAGACGUGAGAAAGGUCUUUGAGAGGAUUGGAGAGGUAGUUGAAGUUAGGUUGCAUAAGGAUCCAUCUACAAAUAAGAAUAAGGGGUAUGCAUUUGUGACGUUUGCUAAUAAGGAGCACGCAAAGCGAGCUUUGUCAGAAAUGAAGAACCCUGUUAUUCAUGGAAAACGAUGUGGAACUGCACCCAGUGAAGACAAUGACACAUUGUUUAUGGGCAACAUCUGCAACACAUGGACAAAGGAAGCUAUAAAGCAUAAGUUGAAAGAAUAUGGUGUGGAAGGUGUUGAAAACAUAACUCUUGUCCCAGAUGUUCAACGAGAAGGGUUGAGCCGGGGUUUUGCGUUCCUUGAGUUCUCUUCACAUGCAGAUGCCAUGCUUGCAUACAAAAGGCUUCAAAAGUCUGAUGUUAUUUUUGGCCACCCUGAGAGAACUGUCAAAGUAGCUUUUGCUGAACCUUUACGUGAACCUGAUCCAGAGGUCAUGUCCCAAGUGAAGUCUGUAUUUCUUGAUGGGCUUCCACCACACUGGGAUGAAGACCGUGUUAGAGGGUUGCUUAAAGGUUAUGGGGAGAUUGUACGAAUUGUCCUGGCUCGGAAUAUGUCAACCGCCAAGAGGAAGGAUUAUGGAUUUAUUGAUUUCUCUGCCCAUGAAGCUGCUGUUGCCUGCGUUGCUGGUAUAAACAAAGCAGAACUUGGUGAUGGGAAGAUGAAAGUGAAAGCAAGGUUGUCAAAUCCUUUGCCCAAAACACAGGCUGUGAAGGGUGGAAUGUGUGGUGGAUUUCGAAUUGGCCGUGGCGUUGGUGGAGCAAUGUCAAACUUUGGAAGGGGGUUUGGGCGGGGGGGACAACCCUUCCACCGUGCAAAUUUCCAACGAAACAGGGGUUUCUAUCGUGGUGGACGUGGUCAAACUGGUAGAAUGAAUUUUUCAAACGAGUAUGAUUUCGACAAUCAAUAUGCUGAGUUUCAUGGAAGACAAUUUGCUGGACGAGGGGGAAGAAGGAAUUCAUUUAGAGGUGGUAAUUAUGCAUCUGGUUCGGGAAGUACAGUUGCUGCCCCAUCAAGGUCGAAUCUUGAUCGUCCCUGGCAUGGUGCCCCUGAUAGAGGCCGUGGGAUGCAUGUUCCUUCUAGGAGGCAACCAUAUUCGCCAGAGGGACGCUUGGACAGAACUUUUGGGAGGCAUUAUGAUGACCCUUAUCUUUAUGAUGAUAAUUCACAUGGAAUGAAACGCCCAUUUUAUAUGACGGACCAUGAUCCUGAUUAUAUGGAGCCUAGUAGGUUUCGCCAACGUUUGGAUUACGCUGAUCCAGCAGCUUUCCGUUCAAAUCGCUAUCGUGAUAAUUAUGGACCUGGCAGUAGUAGCUACCCUCAUGAAUAUUAUGGCCCUGAUUAUGGUGGAGCUCCAUAUUCGUCUUUCUAUGGGAGUGACCGCCCAUACGGUGGUGGCUACUACUAUUAGAUUUAUAGAACCAGUGGUGGGCUUGGAAAUGCGGGAUGCACUAUAUCAGUGAUGAACAAGUGACUUGCUGCUAGAAAGAAAAGUUGAAGUAGCACUAUAUAUUUCCUGAAUGUCUUCGUACUACCUUUCCUCCUAUUCCUUUCUGCUAUUUGGUUUUCUCUCUAUGAAGUUUUUGGUAGAAUUAUCCUGAAUGUUUCUAGUUUAGGCCGUCUCUCAAGGAUCUUUUACUAAGAAACUGAUGUAUUUCUGUAUUAUGGAGAUUGAAUGGACCUGCCCUUUAGGCUUAGAUAUGAAAAGAUUUGAGGAUUUUAUGAUAUGAGCUGUUAUGCUAAAGAGCAACAAUUUGCUUCAUGCUUUA